Molecule: messenger RNA, 3021 nt
Organism: Solea senegalensis (Senegalese sole)
Lineage: Eukaryota; Metazoa; Chordata; Actinopteri; Pleuronectiformes; Soleidae
Gene: rrp1
Product: ribosomal RNA processing 1
Exons: 16
Coding region: 91-2844 (917 amino acids)
Biological process (GO): rRNA processing
Cellular component (GO): nucleus; preribosome, small subunit precursor; preribosome, large subunit precursor
Source: RefSeq, a predicted model, not a curated record
CUGUGACGCCAUCAGCCCGCGCCACACGAGGAGACGUGGGAGCAAAGUGGCAGAGGAACGAGAAGUGUCUCCACGUGUAAUUGUGAGAGGAUGUCGUUGAUCUUGGAGCCGGAGGUCCAGUUCGCACAGAAACUAGCCGCAAACGAGAAACCCACCCGAACCAAGGCUUUGAAGAAACUGAGGAAAUACAUCAAUGUCAGAUCACAGAACGAGACAGGUGGAUUCACAAGUGAUGAACUGCUGAAGCUAUGGAAAGGACUUUUCUACUGCCUGUGGAUGCAGGACAAACCGCUGAUGCAGGAGGAUUUGUCAAACCACAUCUCCUCCUUGAUUCACAGCUUCCAUGAUCUAGAUGGACAGAUUCUAUACUUGGAAGGCUUCCUGCAGACCAUGAAGAGAGAGUGGACUGGUAUCGACAGAUUGCGGAUGGACAAGUUCUUUCAGCUGGUUCGCUUCGUGUUCAGGCAAACAUUCGUGAUGCUGAAGAGGAAAAACUGGGAAAGCAGUGGUGUUGCCAGAUUUCUGCAGCUGCUCACAGCUGAGCUCCUGCAGCACGACAGUGCAGCACCCUGUGGGCUGCAGCUCCACAUCCUCGACCUUUACUUGACUGAACUGGCAACUGUGGGAUCAGAAGAGCUCACAGCUGAUCAGAACUUGUUGUUCAUUGAGCCUUUCUGCAAAACAGCAGCCAAAACCAAAGAUCGUACUCUCUUUGGAGCCAUCUGCAGCAACAUCUUCAGCACUAUUAUUGAACAGGCUCCCUUUGCCAUUGAAGAGUUGAUGAAGGAGAUGAAAGCAGCUGAGGACUCGGACUCUGGACAGGCUUCUGAUGAUUGUGAAGAGGAGGUCCAAGAGACGACGAGCAAACCACUCUCUAAGAAAAUAACUGGGAAGCAGCUCAAUGGUUGUAAAUCUAACGAGGAUGAUGAGGAUGAUGAGGAUGAGCUUCUUCACAUGGAAGACUCGGACACAGAGCUUCAUUAUGACGAUGAUAUUGGUCCCGUUCUACAGUUUGAUUAUUCAGGUCUGGCAGACAAGUUGUUGAAGUUGGCCAGUCGGAACAGCACACCGAGCCACAAUAGACAGAAACUCUACAAAAUCAUCAAAGUACUGCGGGACCUGAGUGAAGGCAUCCUUCCUCGGAAUGAGUAUCCAGAGGAGGUCUCCACAGAUGAGGAUGAUGACAUGUUUGGCAGCAGGAGGAGGAUGAAGAAGAAAAGACGCCAUCACAUGAACGAGCAGGAAGGAACCCCAUCAGCAAAGAAAUGGAAGAAACCAGAGGCAUCCAACCUCACUGAACAAAAUGAAGACGUGGAAGAAGAUGAUGGAGAACAAAUUGACCAAAAUGCUAAUGAAGGGGGGAAAAAGAAGAAAAGGAAAAAGAAGAAAGCAAGAGUGGUUCAAGCUCAGAGUCCAAUUCAAGAGAUUAAAAAGACUGAAGGAAGUCCACAAUGUUCACAAACAGACGAUUUAGGAAAGGGCGCAGUGACACAAAACUCCAUCUCAAGUGGAAAAGACACAGAGGCAGCUACUUCACAGGCUGAGCCAGAAACUCUGUACUCGGAGGCAAACGAACAGCCGUCAGUCACAGUAAAUGAGGAAUUAAAGCCCUGCACCACUGAUGAGGACCAAUCUGAAACACUUUCAAAGAAAAAAAAGAGGCACACUUCUGAGCCUCAGGCUGUGACAAGAGAGCAGCAGCCUUCUGCUGCAACAGCCUCAGAAAUUUCCACUGAAGCAGACACUCCUGUCACACGGAAGAAGAAAAAGAAGAAUGAUACUACAUCAGUACGCCAUGAAGGUUCAGCAGAAAAUGACACAAUCACCAAAAAGCCAACCGAGGCUACUGCUCUUGCAAACCUCAAGACUGGUGCACAGGUCAAGUUAGACGGAAAACUAACCGAGACUAACAUCGUAACUGAAACUUCACCACAUGAAACGGCACGGCCGUUAAAAAAGAAAACAAAGAAAAAGAGCAAGCAAAAACUUGAUGAGAUAAUUGUAGUUUCCCCAGUUGCAGAUGGCGACGCUGUAACACCAGUGAAAAACAAAGGCAAUAAGAGUACAAAAAAAAAAAAAUUGACACUGGAAGAGCAACAAGAAGCUGAAGAAGCCACGCUGGAGGUGAAUGCUAACGGAGAAAUCACCGUGACAAAACCUGCCAAGAAGAAAAGGACACCUGUGCAGGCAGUGGAGAUCAGAGGUGAAACCCAUGUGCAGAUGGUCGACAGUGUGGACACUGAGAUCCCCCAGACUGAAAGCGAGGUAUGCUCCUCCAGGAAACCAAACAAAAAGAAGAGGAGGAUUCCUGUGGUGUUUGAGUUUGAGGCAGAUGAGGUUGUAGCAUCUGCACAGAAGAAUGCAGCAGUCAAUGGCUUUGCAGAAGAAACUCUUACCAAGAAGGAAAAACCUGGAAAUGAUGUUGAAGAACCACCCACGCCUCUGAGCACCAAAAAGUCGCAAAAAAAGGUGAAGAAUGACUUCAUCACCUUUCAGAGCAACACGUUGGCCCCAACACCACUCUUCUGCAGGACCAAGGGAAGCUCCAGCACCCCACUGUCCAGCAAAAAGACACGUCAAACCCCCAAAUCGGAAUCUAAGAAGGUGACCUUUGGUCUCAAGAAUAACAAAACAGCUGAGUUUAGAAAGAGUGAUCGCAGCCUGCUGGUGAGUCCUGACGGGUCAUCACGAGUGCCCUUUGACCCAGAGCAGAAGCCCAAGUUUGGUGUCUUAAAGUCUCCGCCCACGCCAAAGUCCACCAAAAUUAAAAAGACAAGAAAAAUGAGUUUGAAAAGUGCAAAAGUGACACCUAAGCGACGACCUUUGGCAGCAGACUUCUUCUAAGUGAUGCUGACACACUGUAGAUCCAGAUGUAAUCCUCUGAACUUUUUUUAAUGAUUGUCUGAUUAAAACACAAACAUGUUUUGGAGAGAGGUAUUUUUGUGUUGAGCUGUAAUGAGUAAUGCGCUUUGCGUGACUUGAUGUUUGAAUAAGGUUACUUGUUGCUGUUUUCCAAUUUUA